This is a messenger RNA of Dovyalis caffra, 2268 nucleotides long. The record is from the annotation of a GenBank genome assembly. Lineage: Eukaryota; Viridiplantae; Streptophyta; Magnoliopsida; Malpighiales; Salicaceae.
AUGCUCUGGAUGUGUUGGCUCCAGCGUCAGAUGAGCUUGCUUCGAAGGUUAUCAACUUUAAUUAAUUUUAAACUUGGUGCACUCUUUGAUGCUUCACAGUACGAAUUUUUUGGCCAACAUGCUGUGGAAGAAGUGGAUUUGGGUGGUUUAGAAGAUGCAAGUGACAAUCUUGUGCUUGGACCUGCUGAUGAUGAGUAUCGUUUGUUUGAUAGAGAUGAAGGUGUAGGUUUAGGAUCUUUAUCCGAAAUUGAUGAUCUGGCAAGUACUUUUGCUAAGUUGAACAGAGUUGUAACGGGACCAAGAAAUCCAGGAGUUAUUGGUGACAGAGGAUCUGGAUCCUUUUCUAGGGAAAGUUCAUCUGCCACUGAUUGGGGACAAGAUGGAGAGUUUGCUAGCUGGUUAGAUCAACAAAUGUUCAGUGCAGAAAAUGCUCAGGAUGGCAAGAGAUGGUCAUCACAGCCCCAACCUUCUUCUGCUCGUUUCUCAGAAUCAAAACCUCUGUACAGAACUUCCUCAUAUCCCCAGCAGCCACUACAGCAGCCUCACUUCGCAACUGAACUGAUUCCUGUACCCAAAUCAAAUUUCACAUCUUUCCCCCUCCUGGCGUUUCGCCACACCACCUUAAUGUUACUUCUCUUGCUGCAUGGGUUACAUUAUAGUGGAAAUCUGCCCCAGAUCUCAUCUCCUGGCCUUUCUUUUAAUAACAGGCCACAAAAACAUUGGGUCAACCAUGCUGGCCUGUUACAUGUAGAUCAGUCUAGGCUCUUACAGAGUAUAUUGCAACAACAAUUAUCCCAUCAAAAUGGUCUAAUGUCUGCCCAGUUGAUGUCACCGCAGCAGCAAUUGCAACAGCAGAGACUGCACCCUUCAGUUCAAUCAUCAUUGGCUCAUUUUGCAGCAAUGCAAUCUCAACUCUUUAAUGGCCAUCCUUCAUCGUUACAUAUCAGGGAUCACAAACAUAAGUCAUCCCAAAGAAACCGGCGCUUUUCGCAAGGCUCUGACACUAGUAGUCAGAAAAGUGAUAGUGGCUGGGUGCAAUUUCGAUCCAAGCAUAUGACAGCUGAUGAAAUAGAGAGUAUUCUGAAAAUGCAGCAUGCUGCCACGCAUAGUAAUGACCCGUAUAUAGAUGAUUACUAUCACCAAGCUUCUCUUGCCAAAAGAUCUACUGGGUCAAGAGUUAAACAAAAUUUCUGCCCAUCUCACUUGAAGGAUCUCCCUUCUAGAUCUCGUAACAGUGCGGACCAGCAUUCUCAUCUCCAUUUUGAUGCUCUUGGGAAGACUCCCCUCCCUCCCAUACGUAGGCCUCGCCCCUUCUUGAAGUUGAUCCUCCUGUUUCUGGAACCUAUGCUUGCAGCUAGAAUCACCAUUGAAGAUAGCCUGUCUGUUCUUCUUGAUGUAGAUGAUAUUGACCGUUUCCUGCAGUGUAAUCAGCCCCAAGAUGGUGGGGCUCAACUCAGGCGUAGGCGGCAGAACUUGCUUGAAGGACUGGCAGCGUCGCUUCAGCUUGUUGACCCACUUGGCCAAACUGCUAAAACUGUUGGACUGGCCUCAAAGGAUGACAUUGUGUUCCUGCGGUUAGUAUCUCUUCCCAAGGGUCGAAAGCUUAUCUGUAGGUUUCUUCAGCUUCUAUACCCUGGCAAUGAACUCACCCGAGUUGUCUGCAUGGCUAUUUUCCGUCACUUGAGGUUUUUGUUUGGUGGGAUUCCCUCAGAUACGGGAGCAGCCGACACAACUACAAAUCUCACAAAUAUAGUUUCUGCAUGUGUAAAUGGCAUGGAUCUUCAUGCAUUGAGUGCUUGCCUUGUUGCGGUAGUUUGUUCUUCAGAGCAGCCACCGUUUCGGCCUCUUGGUAGUUCUGCUGGGGAUGGGGCCACAGUUAUUUUGAAGUGUCUUCUUGAAAGGGCUAGUAAACUAUUACAUGGUCCUCAGUCUUCUGCCAACUGUGCUAUGCCCAAUUUUGCUCUCUGGCAGGCAUCAUUUGAUGAAUUUUUUGAUCUUCUUACAAAGUACUGCCUGAUUAAAUAUGAUACAAUACUGCAAUCAGUCUAUGCAAAGACACCACCUAGUACAGAAGGUAUUGAUUCAGAGGUGCAUGCAGCUACAAAACGAGAAAUGCCAGUUGAGCUUUUACGAGCUUGCCUUCCUCAUACGAAUGAACACCAGAUGGAGCUUUUAAUACAUUUUGGGCAGCAACGGAAUACCAGUACUGGCCUGAGUGCACAUCAAGGGAAUAGUGGCCACAUAACCUCUGAAUCAGUAAGGAGUUGA